Parnassius mnemosyne (clouded apollo) is the source of this 675-nucleotide messenger RNA. Lineage: Eukaryota; Metazoa; Arthropoda; Insecta; Lepidoptera; Papilionidae. The record is from the annotation of a GenBank genome assembly.
AUGACGGUCGUCAAGAAGCCUAAUGGGGAUAUUCGUAUCUGCCUUGACACCGGGCACCUUAAUAAGGCAAUUAGACGUCAACAUUUGAAAUUGCCUACCUUGCAAGAAAUAACUGAUAAUCUGCCAGGGGCAAAAUACUUCAGCACUCUUGGUGCAAAACAAAGUUUUUGGCAAAUAAAGCUUCAUGAGUCUAGUACAGACCUGUGUACGUUCAGCACAGUAUUCGGCAAGUUUAAAUUUUUGCGCAUGACCUAUGGUACAUCUUCGGAAUCAGAAAUAUUUCACAAAAAGUUGUAUGAACACUAUGCAGACAUCGAGGGGGUUAUUCUAUUCGUCGAUGAUUUAUUAGUCUAUGCAAAAACUAAAAAAGCACACGAUGAAAUACGUCGUUCGGUAUUACAAAGAUGCCGCGAAAUUAAUAUUGAGUUAAAUUUAAAUAAACGCAAUAUCGUUUUGUCAAAACUUAAAUAUUGGAGCCACAGAAUAUCGACUGAUGGAAUAUUUGCAGACGAUUUGCACAUCCUAGCUAUUAAGAAAAUGCCAUCGCCAACUACGGUAAAAGAGGUUGAAUGGUUUUUAGGUUUAGUGGCAUACGGUAGUAAUUAUAUACCUAAGUUUUCAGUAAAAUCUUUCAAAUUGCGCGAGUUAUUAAAGAAGGAAGUAGCUUGGCAUUAG